This is a messenger RNA of Nomia melanderi (Alkali bee), 1949 nucleotides long. RefSeq lists its product as uncharacterized. Lineage: Eukaryota; Metazoa; Arthropoda; Insecta; Hymenoptera; Halictidae. The record is from RefSeq and is a predicted model, not a curated record.
AGACCGGGUAGUAGUCAGCUUUGCGCUAUUCGCGCCACAGUCGUCAGUACACGAUACUCUCCACUCCUGACUGGUUCGACUCUGUCUCACCCUCCUCUCCCCUCUCUCUCUUUCUCUGUUUCUCCCCCCUCUGCCCCUUGGGUUUUCGCCUGACGACGCUGCUCUCUCGGGCAUUUCGCCGGAAACCGACGCCGCGCGAGGACACGGAGUCUCGUUACGUGUUACACACGCCACCGCUCUAUAUCUUUUUCCACCGUUUUGUAAGCGGACACGCAGGCAUCUUGCCCAACACACACCUUCCACCAUGAGUACUAAGGAAAACAACGAGGUCGUUAUCGAGAAGGUGUCCGAGAACGACAAGGCUUCCGGGGACGCGAAGUGCGAGAUCAAAGGAAUCAAGAGGCCGGCCGAGGAGAAGAACGACGACACGAAGAAACAGAAGAAGGAGGAGAACGGCGACGGAGAAGUAGAAGAAGAGGAGAUUGAAGAAGAGGUCGAGGAAGAGGAAGAAGUCGACGGUGACGGCGAGGAAGAUGACGAAGACGACGACAUGCCGGAGGGCGAGGAAGAUUUAGAAGAGGGCGAAGACGAAGAAGAGGAUGAUGCAGAAGGUGAAGUAGAAGGAGAAGUAGAAGACGAGGAGGAAGACGCAUAAUGAAAACAGGGAAGGAAGUAUGUAAGUAAGAAGGGAGGUAGGCACAUGGUGUCGUCGUCGAUCUUCGGCAGUCUUCUCAGCAAACACUUACUCUCAUAUUGAGUGGUUGGUAGCAAUGUUGAAUAUAUCCAUCGUGCCCGAAACCCGUAUUGCUGGAACCUCCCAACCGUACGAAAGAAAAAUUACCACCUCACCGGAGUUGUGGUGGGCUGACACGCAUUAGAGGCAGCCGCAAAUUCUGUUGUCUUGGCUCUUCGCAAUUCUGGUCGUCUAGCCAUCACCAAAUGCUGUUAGGUAGUUUGGAACGGGAACCAUUGAUUCGUCAUUACGGAGUUUAAAAAUGAAACGCGUCGAUUCCGUUUUAAAUAUCACGUUCAAAGUACUCCAGGGGACGCGCGUAGCCGCCGCCCGUGCACGCCUCCUCUCGGUACCAAAUCGUACACACACAGACAGGGUUCCGAUAUGACGAAUCCAUUGUUUCGUCCAAACCACCUGCUAACUGGUAUUUGCCGUCAUCUGGCUUCUCUUCGCGGGACAGUUUUAUAACGGAAACUUAUUUAAGAUAUAAAAAGCUCUAUUGUAUUUAAAUAGUGUAAAAUGAACAUUUGUGGGUGAUGAUUUUUUUACAUUUGAAAUCAAAUUUACGUUUGUAGUUCGACGAAUGUCUCUCACCUUGUGCGCGUGAUUGAUUUUCCUUUAUCUCGACCUAUACGUGUAUUUGUAAUGAUAUUGCAGGAGCGCGAGCGAUUGAACAAAGUGGACAGAAAAGAAAGAAAGAAAUAAAUAAAACUAUAAAUGGAGCGGCGCCAUGAAAUUAUUGAAAAAUAAGAAAAUCAACAAUGCCGGAUCGACAUCUAUAUCGAUGUAUAUUAACGGAAGAAAAGAAUUUUUAAAAAAAAACAGUCUCGAACAUUCUAUCUCGUGCUCCUGUUUGAUCUAAAAACAGGAAUUAAGGUUAAUGCAACGCUCGCGCCAGGUAGUGUGGAUGAGUAAUGUGUGACUUUAACAUUGCAUAAUAAUUAUACAUAGCAUGUAUAAAGUUAUGAAAUAAGAAACAUUUUAUUAUUAACGAUAACAUUAUGUAACGUAAUGUAAUGUGGAGAGGUUGUUACACUUUAGGCUUGGAGCAUAGAGUAGGGAGAGCACAUUUUUAUUUGAUAUAUACUCUUGCGUGGAGAAUACUUUUCAUUUUUUUCGAGGAAGUACACUACUGAUGUUUCCGAUUUGAUUAUAUGAGUUCAUAUAUAUUACAAGAUUUUGCCGUGCGGUGCAAAGCAUUUAUAAAAAUGAAAGG